AUGACCGUCAAUCGCUCUCUCAUCUCCCUCUUCGAGUCCAAAGUCUCCUCCUCCUCCCCUCGCGACGGCGUUUUCACUUGCGACACCGUCAUCGAUCCCUCUCGCAACCUCUGGUUCCGCCUCUUUGUCCCUUCCUCCACUCCCCACGACCUCUCCAUCCCCCUCCUCAUCUACUUUCACGGCGGCGGAUUCGUCUUCUUUUCCCCUGAUUUCCUCUCCUUCGAUACUCUCUGUCGCAAACUCGCUCGCGAACUCCAAGCCAUCGUUGUAUCUGUCAAUUACCGCCUCUCUCCCGAGCACCGAUAUCCUUCUCAGUACGAAGACGGAUUCGACGCUUUGAAGUUCAUCGACGAUUUGGAUUCUAGUGCGUUUCCGAAGAAAUCUGAUUUCGGCCGCUGUUUUAUCGCUGGAGAUAGUGCCGGCGGAAACAUAGCGCACCAUGUCGUUGUCAGAUCUAGCGAUUAUAACUUCAAGAAGGUGAAGAUCAGAGGUUUAAUUGCGAUUCAACCGUUCUUCGGUGGAGAGGAGCGGACAGAAUCAGAAAUCCGAUUCGGACGAUCGCCGACUUUGAAUUUGGAGCGGGCGGAUUGGUACUGGAAAGCGUUUUUGCCUGAUGGAGCGAACCGAAACCAUGGGGCGGCGCACGUGUUUGGAGAGGACGGCGUAAACAUUUCGGCGGUGAAAUUUCCGGCGACGCUUGUGAUCGUGGGAGGAUCAGAUCAGUUGCGAGAUUGGGAUAGGAAGUAUUACGAGUGGUUGAAGAAGGCCGGAAAAGAAGUGGAGUUGGUGGAAUAUCCGAAGGCGAUUCAUGGAUUUUAUGUCAUCUCUGAACUGCCGGAAACUUGGUUGCUGAUUGAAGAAGCUAAGAAUUUCAUUGAGAAAGUAAGGAGCAGUGUAAAUCAUGAAUGGAAUGGAAUUGAAGAUGAUGAUAGAUCCCAUCAAAUGUGA
Cucumis melo (muskmelon) is the source of this 948-nucleotide messenger RNA. Its product is annotated as probable carboxylesterase 18. The coding region runs from base 1 to 948 and encodes 315 amino acids. The record is from RefSeq and is a predicted model, not a curated record. Gene Ontology annotation, biological process: pollen tube growth. Gene Ontology annotation, molecular function: carboxylic ester hydrolase activity. The transcript has a single exon. NCBI's taxonomy places the organism in Eukaryota, Viridiplantae, Streptophyta, Magnoliopsida, Cucurbitales, Cucurbitaceae.